Molecule: messenger RNA, 1115 nt
Organism: Anoplopoma fimbria (sablefish)
Lineage: Eukaryota; Metazoa; Chordata; Actinopteri; Perciformes; Anoplopomatidae
Gene: rab38c
Product: RAB38c, member of RAS oncogene family
Exons: 4
Coding region: 303-926 (207 amino acids)
Biological process (GO): vesicle-mediated transport
Cellular component (GO): trans-Golgi network; vesicle; Golgi apparatus
Molecular function (GO): GTP binding; GTPase activity
Source: RefSeq, a predicted model, not a curated record
UGUUGGAGUUGCGCACAGCAGCUGAGAGUCACUGUCCUGUGUGAUUAAACGGAUGGACAGCUGUGGUCACAGCUGAGCUGAUCGCUUCUUUUGCAAUUCUCGAGGAUAUAUUGAAUCACAAUAACUUUUGUUAUCAGUACGCUGGACCGAAGAAAAUGUCCAACUAGCCCAAUAACAUUUAUUCUACUUUCCGUGACUUUGCUGUAGUUUACAAUUGCAUUACGAUACCUGUGCACCAACAUCCUUCAUAAAGUUACAAUCAUUCACCGAGGAGUUGUUAUUGUGGCUGCAGAGCUGCAACCAUGCAGCAGGAGCUUCUGUUCAAAGUCCUGGUCAUCGGGGAUUUGGGAGUCGGAAAAACGUCCAUCAUCAAGCGGUACGUGCACCAGAUCUUCUCCCAGCACUACCGAGCAACCAUCGGCGUGGACUUCGCCCUGAAGGUUCUGCAGUGGGACAAUGACACUGUGAUCCGACUACAGCUGUGGGACAUAGCAGGACAGGAGCGGUAUGGGAACAUGACUCGUGUCUAUUACCGGGAGGCGGUGGGAGCACUGGUGGUGUUUGACGUGACGAGGGCCUCCACGUUCGACGCCGUGCUGAAGUGGAAGGAUGACCUGGACUCCAAGGUGACCCUGAACCACGGGAAGCCAGUUCCAGCCAUACUCUUGGCCAAUAAGUCGGACCAGCUGGCUUCCCAGCAGCCCAAACUCGACUCCUUCUGCAGGGAGAACGGCUUCAUCGGCUGGUUCGAGACCUCUGCAAAGGAAAACGCAAACAUUGAGGAGGCAGCACGCUGCUUGGUGGGUCACAUCCUGAACAACGAGGAUAGCCCGUUGGUAGAGCGAGACCCCAGCUCCCUCGUCCUGUCCAGCUACACCAGCACCGCGAAGGAUCAUCUCAACUGCUCUUCAUGUGCAAAAUGGUGACUCCUGACCAAUCACAGACAACCAGGAAGUGAACAGACGUGAGGCCACCAAGAUAAGUUUGGCUCAGGGACUAUCUUAGGCCAUAGUGAAUAAUGAAGAAAAAUGUAAACCGGGUAGAGCCAAUGUUCACGGGCUUGUUCACACUUCACACAGGAUAUCUGGAGCACAAAAGAAAGAAUUCUGAUGAAU